Ictalurus furcatus (blue catfish) is the source of this 1317-nucleotide messenger RNA. Its product is annotated as deleted in malignant brain tumors 1 protein-like. Lineage: Eukaryota; Metazoa; Chordata; Actinopteri; Siluriformes; Ictaluridae. The record is from RefSeq and is a predicted model, not a curated record. The transcript is spliced from 10 exons. The coding region runs from base 121 to 1317 and encodes 398 amino acids.
UUUAGUUUGGAGUCAUGCUGUGACUUUAUCCGUGUGUACGACGGCCUGACUGCUCAGCAUUCACGUUUGGGUUCUGUGACUGGAAAUCAGAGAGCUACCUUCAACUCCAGCAGCAGAUACAUGACUGUCGUUUUCUCUACUGACGGCAGUGUGACUGGACAAGGUUUUCGAGCAGAAUGGACUUUCAUAGAUUCCCCAUCCUGCAGGUAUAACUGUGGUAACAAUCUCAGUGUGUGUUCCUGCACCAGCGACUGUCAGGACAACAGAAACUGCUGUUAUGAUUAUAAUGAGUACUGUUCCACAACUGUCCCUGAAACAACAACACCAUCAUCAGGGGAUGUUCCAUGUGGUGGAACUCUGACUCAGUCACAAGGGGAAUUUUUCAGUCCCAGUUAUCCCAAUAAUUAUCCCAAUUACGCAAACUGCACAUGGAGCCUGCUGGCUGGAGAACUGCAGGUGGUUUCGUUAAACUUCACGUUCGUCAAUUUGGAGUCAGGCUGGGACUUUAUCCGCGUGUACGACGGCCUGACUGCUCAGCAUUCACGUUUGGGUUCUGUGACUGGAAAUCAGAGAGCUACCUUCAACUCCAGCAGCAGAUACAUGACUGUCGUUUUCUCCAGUGACGGCAGUGUGACUGGACAAGGUUUUCGAGCAGAAUGGACUUUCAUAGGUGGACCUCCAUGUGGUGGAGACCUGACUCAGACACAAGGGGAAUUUUUCAGCCCAAAUUUCCCCAAUGCAUAUCCAAAAGAAACAAACUGCACAUGGAGGCUCCUGAGCCCUGAGCAGAAGGUGGUGUCAUUAACCUUCAUGUCUGUUCAUAUCGAGUUAUGCACCAACUGUGACUGUGACGCUGUAUACGUGUACGACGGCCCGUCUACUUCAUCUCCCUUAUUGGGAACUUUGUGUGGACAUGGAAGGAAGACGUUCAGCUCGAGUAGGAACACGCUAACUGUGGUUUUCUCCAGCGAUAGCUCUUUUAAUGGGAGAGGAUUCAUCGCACACUGGAACUUUACAGAUUCCCCAUCCUGCAGGUAUAACUGUGGUAACAAUCUCAGUGUGUGUUCCUGCACCAGCGACUGUCAGGACAACAGAAACUGCUGUUAUGAUUAUAAUGAGUACUGUUCCACAACUGUCCCUGAAACAACAACACCAUCAUCAGGUGGAGCUCCAUGUGGUGGAACUCUGACUCAGUCACGAGGGGAAUUUUUCAGCCCCAGUUAUCCCAAUAAUUAUCCCAAUUACGCACACUGCACAUGGAGCCUGCUGGCUGGAGAACUGCAGGUGGUUUCGUUAAACUUCACAUUCGUCGAGUAA